Nylanderia fulva is the source of this 2000-nucleotide messenger RNA. Its product is annotated as ectonucleoside triphosphate diphosphohydrolase 5. Lineage: Eukaryota; Metazoa; Arthropoda; Insecta; Hymenoptera; Formicidae. The record is from RefSeq and is a predicted model, not a curated record. Gene Ontology annotation, molecular function: hydrolase activity.
CCGACGUCAUUAAACGUCAAAAUGACGUCAUUAGACGUCAACUGGAAGUUGACGGAUUGACCAAUCAGAGCAAACUGUAACCUGUAGUGUAAUUUAGCCUAAAUGUAACUUCAACUAGUGUAAUACGGCUUUGUCACGUGAUCACUCAUUUGAUAUAUCUGAGAAACCUCGUGGUCAUAGUGCUCGUGGUAUUGCACUUGCAUUCUAGAGACUGGAGAUUUACAAAGAAAAAAAAACGCAUAUGAGAAUGCGUAAUUGCACCAUCAAAUCACGCGCGACGCGCGACGUGACGCGAUGCGCUGAUGUUUCUGUCAUCGCGCUUGUCAAAUAAAGAGAAAAUUAAUUUCUUUCUUUCAUGAUCAAUCUGUCUCCGGCAGAUCGUUGCAAUUGGGUCGAAUCCUAAAUGCAAUAUACGUUCCUAGGAAAUAAAAAUGAAGAGGAGCACAACCAUGAAUUGGCAUCCCACCAGAAGAAAACCACUAACCAGCCAGGAAGAAAGUACUUUACUAUGCUUGUAGUGCUUGGCACAUUGUUCUUAGGUUACAUAGCUAUAGCGAAUGAUUUAAAACCUAUGAAAAUAGGUAGCAAAGCCAUUGAUACAUUAGCAUUCUCAUUUAAUUUACAAAAGCCAUUCUACGUUGUCGUCAUCGACGCCGGAUCCACCGGUAGUCGUGUACUGGCUUUCAGUUUUCACGAAUCGAUUCUCAACGGUAACUUAGUCCUGGAUAAUGAACUGUUCAGCGAAAUAAAGCCUGGUCUGAGCUCGUUCGUGGACAGUCCCAAAGAUGCUGCGAAAUCUUUGACCACUCUUUUGAACAAAGCAAAGACUGUCAUUCCACAAUCUGAAUGGCCUCGCACAUUACUAACUAUGAAGGCCACAGCCGGAUUGAGAUUAUUGCCCGAGCGUAAAGCCAACGACAUACUGGAGGAGUGCAGAAAGCUGUUUCACACGUCCGGAUUUCAGACUGCGAAGAAUUCUAUCUCCAUAAUGGAAGGCACAGAUGAGGGAAUCUUCUCUUGGUUCACUGUCAAUUUUUUACUUGAUCGUUUCAACUCCAUCAGCUCUCAGACUACCGUGGCUGCGUUAGAUCUCGGCGGAGGCUCGACGCAGGUCACAUUUCAACCUAAUAACGCUCAAGCAAAGCAAUUAGAGAAACAUGUUUAUUCCAUCAACGUAUUGAAUCAUAACAUGAGCUUAUACACGCACAGUUACUUAGGGAUGGGUUUAAUGGCUGCCAGAAAAGCGAUAUUAGUUUCUGAUAUGAAUCUGGAGACUGUGGAUCCCAAGUCUUCUGUAGAGAUACGUUCCGAGUGCAUCAAUCCGAUUAUAUCUACUGAAUGGUCCUACGGUGGACGUGAUUAUGUCAUAAAGGGUCCAAUAAAUGGCACGUACAAAUUGGUGAAGACUCAAAAUUUUGCCGGCGGAGACGAGAAUAAACCAGUUGUACGCUUUCCGGAAUGUUUGAAGAUCAUCGAGAAAUACGUUAAUACUCUGACAGACAAACCAAUAGGUUUGAAAGAUCAUGAAAUAUAUGCAUUUUCGUAUUACUUCGAACGCGCGACAGAGGUAGCACUAAUAGAUCCAUUUUUGGGUGGAAUUGUUGAAUUAAAUGUAUUUUUGAAACAAGCCAUGGAAAUAUGUGACUAUCCUAACACGGAUCAGCCAUUCAUGUGUUUAGAUCUGACAUUUAUUUAUGUUUUACUGAAAGAUGGUUUUGGCUUGGAACCAUCCACUAAAUUACAUCUUUACAAGAAGAUCAAUGGCCACGAAUUAAGUUGGGCGUUAGGAGCCGCGUUUAAUGUUCUCCAAAAUGGGCUCUGAUUAGUGUAUUGUUGAUGAAUUUUAUUCUAGAUUUAUACAAAAGCCAAAAUACACUGGUCAAAAAAAUUAUCGCAACAUGCAAUUAAUAUCAAAAUUUCGCGUAAAUUCAAAUAAGCAUAUCUCCACGAAAAAUUAUUGUAUUUGAAAUUUUUUUUUGUUUUAAAGUCUCUACUUUAAG